Molecule: messenger RNA, 825 nt
Organism: Didymosphaeria variabile
Lineage: Eukaryota; Fungi; Ascomycota; Dothideomycetes; Pleosporales; Didymosphaeriaceae
Exons: 2
Coding region: 1-825 (274 amino acids)
Biological process (GO): translation
Cellular component (GO): mitochondrial large ribosomal subunit; ribosome
Molecular function (GO): structural constituent of ribosome
Source: RefSeq, a predicted model, not a curated record
AUGGCGACGGCAUUAGCGUCCGCAAGGACGGGCGCGUCGCGCGCCGUUCUCCUAUCCUCGAAACCUCCGACAACUGCCGCGAAAUCCCUGAAGGGCUCGAAGCUCGCCGAUGCGAUGCACAGGAGUCUGUAUCCGCAUUUGUACCAGCAAGGCGGCGGCUCAGCGCCCAACAGGAAGAUCAGACAACAAAUGGGGACUAUGAAGAGGUACAAGCAGGUCGAGGCCGAGCGGGAAGCAAGAAAGGUGUCGUGGUUCCGAAAUAAGACGAGAACGUCGAGCAUCAAUAAGCUCGCUAUGCAGCCCCAGAAACCGCGUGCCAUCAAAAAAGCAUGUCCCGACCCCGUUGCCGCAACCACCGCUUCACAGCUCGCGUUGCACGAUUCCACGGGCGCCCGCACCCGCCUUUUCGACCGCACAAACCCCGAGUGCGCCCGCGUUGGUGAUAUCCUGCUCGUGCGGCAGCGGACCGGCGAGCCUUUCGCCGGCGUCUGCAUCAACAUCCGACGGCGCGGCAUCGACACCGCCAUCCUGCUGCGCGGCCAACUGACUCGUGUGGGUGUCGAGAUGUGGUACAAGGUGUACUCGCCGCUGGUGGAGGGUAUCGAGGUUGUGCAGAGGGCGCAGAGGAAGGCUAGGAGGGCGAGGUUGACGUACAUGCGGAAGGAGAAGCAUGACAGGGGUAGUGUGGAGAACGUUGUGAGGGUGUAUCUGAGGCAGAAGGCUGCGUUGGGCAGUGCGGAGGGAGGCAAGAAGAAGGGUGCUGCUGCCGCUGCGGCAGCCGCGGGUGGGAAAAAGAAGGGCAAUGCGAGGGGAAAGAAGCGAUAG